Musa acuminata AAA Group (dessert banana) is the source of this 910-nucleotide messenger RNA. RefSeq lists its product as uncharacterized. The transcript has a single exon. Lineage: Eukaryota; Viridiplantae; Streptophyta; Magnoliopsida; Zingiberales; Musaceae. The coding region runs from base 191 to 724 and encodes 177 amino acids. The record is from RefSeq and is a predicted model, not a curated record.
GUCCUAAGCACCAGUCUCUUAUGGGGACUUCGAUGCUACAGCGUACUCGUUGCAUUAAUUACCGCGUCGCUUGGAUUCGGUAGUUCUCCAAGACACGCAACACUCGGUGCUUCCAAUCAAGCCUUUCUGUCUUGCCGGACACCCAAUAUUAAUCGCACACAGAGACACAAAAGGUCGAAGGAAAGCCACGAUGUCUCGCUUCCUUCGUCCGCGCUCUUCUCUUCCUCUCCUCCUCCUCUUUCUGAAUUGCUUCUGCUUCCGAUCGGCCGUCGGUGGUGAGAGUCCGACGGCGUACGAGGUGCUGGAGUCGUACGACUUACCGAUAGGGUUGCUUCCCAAGGGCGCCAUCGGCUACGACCUCGACGCAUCCACCGGCGCCUUCUCCGCCUACCUCAACGGCAGCUGCAGCUUCUCCCUCGAGGGAUCCUACCAGCUCCGCUACAGCCCCACCAUCUCCGGCCGCAUCGCCUCCGACCACCUCUCCGAUCUCCGCGGCGUCAGCGUCAAGGUCCUCUUUUUCUGGGUCAACAUCAUCGAGGUUCGCCGCCUCGGCGAUUCCCUCCGCUUCUCCGUCGGCAUCGCCUCUGCCGACUUCGCCAUCAACAACUUCUACAUGUGCCCCCGCUGCGGCUGUGGCUUGAACUGCCCCGAUGACGACGACGUUGCGGCCGGAUUCAACCUCCGACUCCCUCAACUCCAUCCGGAUGCGGUAAAUCGCUCUUGAGCACUAUUAGCAUAUGGUAAUUUUAGGGCUUUGUAUGUUCCCUCGUAGAUCUGCCUCGGAUCAGGACGGAGCUAUCUCUAAUCACAUGGUGAGAUGGAGAUACAUUAAUAAACUCGACAUCGUUAAAUAUGAAGUGGAUUUGGUAGAAUAGUAGUAAAUCGAUUGACCUCUUGGUUAAUUCUUACA